AUGAUGGGUUACUUCGAACACCUACCCCGCCACCCUCCGCCCUCGGACCCCAGGAGCCCUCUCCUUCUCGCCUGCCACGGCCCGCCCUGCCCCUCCUUUGGCGCCUGCUCGGCGCGCUUCCCCAACGUGCAGGCCUGCUGGAACCCCCACCUGGUUGAUGAACCUGAGGACACACCCAUUCCCCCUAUAAACUGCCCCUUUAAGGGCACCAGUGGCGGGGAGAGUGGGAGAGGGGAGUUUGACCCGGAGUGCUCCCAUCGGGAGGACUUCACAUCGCACGGGGGGUCGGCGCUGCAGGUGAUGCGGCUGGAGGAUGUGUUUGUGACGGACAAUGGAUUCGCUGUCAACCAAUCCCAUGUGUUCGUGCGCAACGGGUGCCGACGGUUCUGGAGAAAGACCAGGUACAAGCAAGGGCACAUGGCGCAGCACGUGCAGGGAGCGGCGUUCAACUGGGCGCACCUGAUGGGCAAGAACUUCUUCCACUUUACUGUCGAGCUCGUCCCGCUCUUCCUCGUCGUCGCUCCCCUCAUGCCCACGCUCAGAACGCUGCCGAUAAUCCUCAGGAAACCCCAGUGGCUGUACUACGACAAGUGGGCGGCACCUCUAAUGGGAAUAGAGCGAGACACCAUGCGCAUGCUGCCCAUCUAUUUCAAUGACCUCAUUCAUGUCGACGUGCUUUACCAGCCCAUAUACCAAGACUGCGACCGUCCCAGCCCGUCGCUCUGGCAACUCCUGCGCAGGCGCCACCUCCUCCACCCCUCUGGCCUCCCUCUCUUCAACCGUGACUGGACCUACCGUCAACAUUAUGCCCCCCUCUCUGCCUCUGAGGCGCGCGCCUUCCCACCCGACUGGCUGGUGGUGCUGGCGAGUCGGCCGGAGGGCGGGGCGAGGGCGCUGGUGAAUAAAGGCGAGGUGGAGGCCAUGCUGGUGCAGCGGUUUGGGCGAGAGAGGGUGGUGGUGUUUGACGGCUCGAUGCCCAUUCUGCAAG
This is a messenger RNA of Closterium sp. NIES-65, 988 nucleotides long. The record is from the annotation of a GenBank genome assembly. NCBI's taxonomy places the organism in Eukaryota, Viridiplantae, Streptophyta, Zygnematophyceae, Desmidiales, Closteriaceae.